This is a messenger RNA of Penicillium brasilianum, 2324 nucleotides long. NCBI's taxonomy places the organism in Eukaryota, Fungi, Ascomycota, Eurotiomycetes, Eurotiales, Aspergillaceae. The record is from the annotation of a GenBank genome assembly.
CGGACGCAGCGAUAGUCGAUCGACGAAUGAUUCCAGAACUCCUCCCGCCAAAGUGGAGCCGCGCCCUUUUUUCCAUUUUCCUCUCUGGUCUGCUUGGCCCUUGGGGGGUACCCUGUCGCUCUCUCUCUCUCUAAGAACCUGACGACGUCCUGACUAUAUCGAUUCGAUCAUUCCCUCCCUCUGGCAUCUUCACUCCACUUCCAACCUUUCCCUUUCCUCUCUCUCACUCUCUCCCACUCUCUUAACGUCAACUCUCUCUCUCUCUCUCUGUCCGCUUUUAACAUCAACCAUCCUUCCACCUCUCUCUCUAUUUUUCAACUCCUCAUUUCUCUCAUUCUCACUCUCCCCCUCUCGCCGUCUCUCCCAUGAGAUCCUACUCCACCCGCCUCCUCCCUCACCAAUAACCCUCCCUUCACCUUUCUCUCCGGUCCAAGCUGGAGUCUCGUCCAGCACCUAGGGGCGGACUGGUGAGAAAACGAUCCAAGUUCCACGACCCCCGCCGCACGCUCAGCGCGAUGCUCAAAAAGAAGUCCCUGGCGCCCGCCUUCUUCUGGAACUUCUCCCCAUCCACCACCCCCGAACUAUCCCCCACCUCGUCGGACAGCGACUCCGACGAGGAUAUGGAAUCAUCCGGCUCCCGACCGGUCAGCCUGGCCGUCUCGGCGGGAGCCUUCUGUCCCAUGCGACCGACCUUGAACGAGGUCCUGGCCAAUGCCGCCGCCCCGCCCUACACGCUAUCCGCCUUUAUGGCCUAUCUCUCACAGAAUCAUUGUCUCGAGACGCUCGAGUUCACCAUGGAGGCCAACCGCUAUCGAGAUACCUACGAAGCCUUCUCUGACCGUCUCGGUCCCGACGCUUUGCGUAACCCAGAUACGAGGGAGGCACAACACCUGCACAUGCUCUGGCAGCGGUUGAUGACGGCUUAUAUCUUGCCUGGUGCGCCGCGUGAGGUCAACUUGUCCAGUGAGGUUCGUGAUGGUCUUCUCCGCUACCGUGACGUGAUCGUCCCGCCCACCCCGGAUACGCUCGACUCUGCCGUGAAACGCAUCCACGACUUGAUGGAGGAGUCUAUCUUCCUGCCUUUCUUGAACAGCCAUACCACCUCGCCAUCCAUGCUGGCCCAAGCCGAUUACCCCUUUGGUCCAGACGACGCCAUGGACUUGUCAAGCCCAUCAUAUGAUGAGAACCCCGUCAAGCAUGUCCGCUCCCGCACCAAGCGUGUCUCACCGCAAUCGUCCACCAAGGACCUACCCGCCACUGCCGGCCGCUCCACCAUCUCACUCGGUGCCGUGCAUGCUCUCGGUAAGCGUGCGUCGGGCGCCCUACUCAGCACUUCCGGCGAGUCUGGCUCGCUCACACUCACGGACGACUCGAGUCCGCAAUCAAGCCCGACUGCCGAGGAGCCCAUGACUCCGCCAACCACGCCCCCUGCUAGCGAGCCACAUCUGCCUAUUCACAGUCCCAAGUUGCGUACCGACAACCCCUGGAAGAAGAUGGGCAUGAAGCUGGGCUUCAAGAAACGCUCUGGGGCUGGCAGUGGUGGCGCCUCGCGGGAUCCCAAGAUCCUGGGCCUGGACGACUGAAAAGCUUGCAUUCCUCCCCUUCUCUCUUUCCUAUCAUCUAUUUUCUCUUCUUACCGAUCCAUGACCACCACUUCAUAUCACGACACGACCACUCUUCUCAUACUCGACGACUCGAUACAUACUCCUUGUUUCUCAUCAUACUCUGUCAUCGAUCCUCAACCUCGCAUGAUCUUCUCAAAAACUCACACGUUGCAUACCUUGUCAUCUACCACAUCUCCACCCGAAGCGCAUCUCACACGACCUGAUCCCGGCCCGACUCGAAUCUCUUCUGUUAGCGUUCAUUGGCGGUGUAUGAGAGCACGAUGCAUAAAGCAUACGAACCCGGCGUUGUACUUUUUUUGUUUUGUUUCUAUCUUGUUUCUUUGCCUUGCACUGUCAGUGUCUCCUAGCGAGUACUGCGCACUUGAUGCAUGUCUCUUACCGAUCCGAUCCCCCCGCCUGGCAGUCCCGAGAUUCAGGAUCUCGCGGGCGUGAGCGAGGAGAUAUGGAUUGGGACAAAGACACCAACAUACCUUCAUGUUCCAUUUAUGUUUCACAUCACAUAUAGAAGACUGGAUGAGGCCCUUUUGGCGAGUCUGGCUGGCUUGGGCGUUAUUUUUUUUCAUGUCAUCCACGGUGCUACCCUUUUCGGGUCAUACCCUCUUCACUCAGGCACUUGCACGGUGGAUCUGUGUCGAUAGCUUGCUACGAUAGGAUGGUGCUUUUUUGGUUCAAUUAUCAAUAGACUUGAUACCCCGAUUC